Messenger RNA from Bombus pascuorum, 1029 nucleotides. Its product is annotated as piggyBac transposable element-derived protein 4-like. The record is from RefSeq and is a predicted model, not a curated record. The coding region runs from base 1 to 1029 and encodes 342 amino acids. NCBI's taxonomy places the organism in Eukaryota, Metazoa, Arthropoda, Insecta, Hymenoptera, Apidae. The transcript has 3 exons.
AUGUUACACUUGAAUAAGAAUGCUUCAAAAGCUCAAGACUUCAGAACGAGAGUUCAAAAAGUAAACAAUUUCAUCGAAUACUUGGACGAAAAAUUCCGAGAGUAUUUUGUACCCGGAAAAGAAGUUUCUAUAAACGAAGCUGUUGUGAAAGUUAAGGGGAGGAUUACUUUUAUAAACUAUAAUCCACAGAAACCUACUAAAUGGGGAAUACGGAUAUUUGUCCUGGCCGACGCAAAAUCCGCAUACGUUUAUGACAUUUUACCAUACUAUGGCGAACUUACAUCGCAAGAUCUUAUAAAACCGGAUCUGCCAGUAUCAUCACGAAUAGUUUUACAUCUGUGUAACAAAUUGUUACAUUCCAUUCCUGACUGUGCAGGAUAUCACGUUUACACAGAUAGAUACUGUCCAAGUUUAGUCCUGGCAGAGGAAUUGUUACUAAUGAAGUGUCAUAUAACAGGUACAAUACAAAAAAAUCGCAAACACAUACCACAAGAAAUUUCCAAUCCGAAAUUUAUCAAUUCAAAUACAAUUGCAAUGCGCCAUUCAAAUUACUUACUCCUUGCUUGGAAAGACAAACGAAUUGUCACUAUGUUGAGCAUGUAUCACACCUUUGGGUCAAGAGUCAUAACUAGAUCAUCACAAAAUUAUACUAUUGAAGAAGCUUCAAAACCAAAUGUGAUUGCUGAUUAUACAAGUAAUAAGGGUGAUGUAGAUAAAGCCGAUCAAUAUGCAUCAAAAUAUUGUUUCCUGAGAAAAUCGUUGAAAUGGUGGCGGAAAUUGUUUUUUUGGGGACUAGAAACGAGCGUAAUAAAUGCUUAUAUACUUUACAAGAUUUCUCAGGAAAGGAAAGGAGAAAGCGCUUUGUCACACUAUAAGGAACAACGUUUAGAUGGGAAACUCCAUAUAAUAAAUCAGUUGCCAAAAGGGAAAAAGAAAAAAUGUCUUGUUUGUUCACCAAAAGGAAGUAACGCGGUAAAAAAACAAACAGUUUUCUACUGUGAGACCUGUGAAUGCAAACCCGACGAAUAA